AUGACUAAUGUAAUAAAUGGAAUUCAAAAGGAAGAAAGUAGUGUUUACUUAAAUGAAAUUAGACAAAACGCUAAAAAGUAUAAUUGGUUAGAAAAAAUAGAAAAAAAAAAUUGUUACGUUUUUUCUAAAGAUAAUGUAAAAAUAAAUAUUAUUGGUUUAAAAGGGCUUGCAACAAUAGAAAUACAAUUAUUAAAUGGUGUUUAUUAUAAAAUGUGUAGAAGCAAUUUAAAGAAAGAAGAAAUAUCUGAUUUAUUUUCUAAUACAAAUUACAAUUCCAAUAAUGAUAUGCUAAAUAAGACAAUAUUAUGUAACUAUAAUUUGAGUGUAAAAGAGAAAAUAGAACUUUUUAAUAAAAAUGGCAGGUCUUUUUUAAAAAGUGUAAAAUAUAAAGAUAUUUUAAGUAGUAACGGUAAUAAUUUAUACAAGAACUUUUCUGAAACAAAAACAAAAAUAAGAAAUAAUAUUAUUACUCAUAAAAAUGAUACAGAAUUAAAAAAUGAUUACACUUAUUUAUACGAUGAAAACAAAAAUAAAGUAGAAAUUCCCAUUAAAAUAGAAUUAGAAGAAAAAGUUACUUCUAAUACAAAAGAAAUGAAUAAUUCAGGCAAUGAUUCAAAUCAGGAUACUCAUACCAUUGAUAAAAUUAUAUGUACAAGAAAUGAAAUAGAAAUAUCACGUUUUUUAAAAGAAGCAAGCUUUUAUGAAAUAAAAGAAGAGAAAAAUAUUAUAAAACACAAUAAAAAAAAAAUUGAUUAUGAAUCAAAAAAAGCAAAAAAUGAAAAAAUCUUAUUUUCUUUAGAAGAAGAAAAAGAAGGCAGAUUAAAACAUCAUACUUAUGACCAAAAGGAAAGUAAAAAGAAUAAAAAUAAAAGUUUUGAAUGUAUUAAAAAAAAAACAUACUUAAAGGAGAAAGAGGAUAAUUAUGAUAAGUAUUUGAUGACUGAAAGAAUACGAAAUGAAAUAGAAAAAAAUGGCAAAAAUAAUGAUAUUGAUAUUAAUAACAAAACUACUUCAAAUAAAGAAAAAAAGAAAGAUUAUGGCAAUGAAAAUAAAAAGAAAGAAAAAAGGGAAAAGAAAGAAAAAGAAAACGAAAAUGAAAAUGGAAAUAAAAGUGAAAAUGAAAGUGAAAAAGAAAAUGAAUAUGAAAAUAAAAAUAAAAAUGAAGAAGAAAAAGAAAAAGAGCAAGAAUAUGAAGGAAAAAAAAAAGAAAUAGAUAAAAGAGAUAAUGAAGAACAAAAGAAGGAACAACAGAAACAAUUCGAAAAAAAUCAGUUAAAAUAUCCAGGGAAGAUUCAAGAGGAUUAUGAACAAUUAGUAUAUUCUUAUCAAAAUGACUGUUUAAAACAUAAACUUAAAGAUAAUAAAGAAAUUAAUAAAUUAAAAAGAAUAAAAAUAUAUUAUAAAAACAGUAAAAAUGCCUUUGAAAUAUAUAAUAAAAAUAAAAGGAAGAAUCAUUAUAAUGUUUUUCAUAGUAAUUAUUAUGAUAAUAGAAAUAAUAUUAAUAAUUUAGAUAUUCUUAAUAAUAACAAGUUUAAUACUUUUAACAAUAUAAAUAAUUAUGUUCCCAAUUAUAGGAAUAUUAGGAAUAAAAAAUAUAUUGAUAAUUCUAAUAAUUUCAUUUACAAAAAUUCAUAUCAAUCUAAUUCUUUUAAUAUUUAUACUUUUAAUGGUAAUAUUUUAAAAAAUGAGAUGAUACACCAUAUAGAUGUAAAUCGUAACGAUAUACCGAUAAAGGAAAAAUUAAACGAAUGCACUAACAUUAUUUAUUACAAUAUAUAUCAUAGGAAGCAGAAUAAUAAUUACGUUAUGAAUUCUUGCAAUGAUUAUCAUAAGAACUAUGAUGAGAGUUUUAACUUUGAUUAUAACAAUAGUUAUGAUAUGAAUUUUAUUGAUAACUAUAAUGAUAAUAAUAAUAUUAAUACUAACAUCAAUGCUCCUCAUAAUAAUAAUACUAGCAUUGGCACCACUACUAAUAAUAACGAUAAUAAUAUUAAUUAUACUAAUACUAAUAUUAAUAAUGGCAAUAAUAUUCAUGACAUUAGUGGAGACAUUCUAAGUUAUACUUUCAAUAAUAAUAUAAAUUAUACUAAUAGAGAUAAUUUCAAUCAUAACAGUUGGAAUAUCAUAAAUGAUGCUAAAAAAAUAAAUGGUAAUAAGAUUAUUAAUUAUCAGAACUCUCAUACAAAUAAAAUCAAUGCGUUUAAUGCAUACUUUCGAAGUAAUCACUUAAACAAAUAUAAAAUGAAUUAUAAGGAAAAAUUCAUAAGAAAAAAUUCACAAUGGCACAUGCAUGAAAUGGAAAAUCAAAACAAUGCUAUAACUUUUAAUGAGAAAAAAAAAAAUAUAUUGAGAAACAUAUAUCAUAAUAGUAGUGAAACUACUAGAGAAAAUAAUUAUUAUAACACAUUUAACAAUAGAUCAUAUAAUAAAUAUAAUUUUAACAUAAAUAAUUACCUAUAUUUAAAAAAGAAAAAAUAUCAAAUGAAUUACAAUAAUCAUUACAAUUAUUAUCAUAUUACUGAAGAUAUGAUAAAUUAUUCAUAUUUUUCUAAUAAUAUUAUUAAUAAUUUCAAUCAUUUACAAUUAGAUAACAAGAGAAAUAAAAAAGGUCAUCAUAAAAAUAUGAAAUAUAGAAAUUUUUGUGAAUUAUAUAGAAAAAACAAUAAAAGAUACUAUAAUAACUCCGUAUCAUGUUGUAACAAAAAAUUAUUAAAUAAAAACGAUAUGGAAAUAUUUUCAAAAGCAAAGAUAUUUAAUAAAUUAAAAAGAAGUUACAAACCAAAAUAUAUUAAAAACUUAUAUAAUAAAAAUAGCAGUGAUAAAUUUCAAUCCACCAAAAUUAAUGAAAUUAAAAAAAAAAACCAAAUAAAUAAUAUUGAAGGAGAAAUAUAUAAAAAAAUAUCAUAUUUAAAAUACUUUAAGUAUGAUCCUACGAAUUCAUUGCCAAGAUAUUUCUGUACAUUGAAACAUUUAAUAAAAGAAAAUAACAAGAAAAAAUUAGACACUUGGUUAAAAAUUAUGUUAACUAAGCAAAAAUGUGGUUACUGCAAUGAAAAAUUUGAUAAUAUAGAAAGUUUAGAAAAUCAUUUGAUACAAAUAAAAACACAUAAAGUCUUUUAUUGUUGUAAAAAACCUUUUCCUUCGAUAAAAUAUUUAUAUAUACAUCUUAAAAGAGAAAAUCAUUAUGGUUACAUUUAUUAUUAUUAG
This is a messenger RNA of Plasmodium relictum, 3207 nucleotides long. RefSeq names its product conserved Plasmodium protein, unknown function. Bases 1 to 3207 code for a protein of 1068 amino acids. The record is from RefSeq and is a predicted model, not a curated record. The transcript has a single exon. NCBI's taxonomy places the organism in Eukaryota, Apicomplexa, Aconoidasida, Haemosporida, Plasmodiidae.